CUCUUCUACAUCUGACGACUCAUUCCACAUUUCCACUCUCCGGAACGGCAUGAGCAACAUGGCGGGGGACCCACAGGAUGUCAAAGAAAUUCAAUCCAUCUCCACACCCGAGCCUCGUCCUGAACAGCAACUUAGCAAUGGACGGGCCAACACACCCAGCACCCCGGGCGUCUUCACCUCGUUCGACUGGGAAGACUUUGAGGCCAGGUACCACAAGGCUCUCACAGAUGCCGAUGGCCAGGAACAGGAACUCAUGAAUGAGUUCAACGAGCUGGUCAAGUUCUUCAACAUUUGGGCAGCAUCGUCGAGUGCUCAUGAUACCCAGCGCGCAGUAAAGCGACUUCAAACCCGACAGCGUUUUGUCAAUCUUUCUGAGCAGACCAUGGCGCAACGGCAGCAGCACAUGUCUGAAGUUCUUCAAGCUUUCCAGAGUGCCUUGGCCCUUCUUGGUCAAACCGAUUCUUGAUCACCAAGGCAGGUUUGCGAUGAAGCCAGUGCGUUUAUGCUUGAAAGAUGGGAGUGGGGGCCGGGGUUUUAUGUACGCAGAUGGACCUGUCUGCCACCUCACUCCCUCGAUGCCAAGUCUUGUUAUUGAGCAUCAAAAACGGCGCGAUGUAGCAGAUUUUAUUCUGUCGGG
Verticillium alfalfae VaMs.102 is the source of this 637-nucleotide messenger RNA. RefSeq lists its product as hypothetical. The coding region runs from base 50 to 466 and encodes 138 amino acids. Lineage: Eukaryota; Fungi; Ascomycota; Sordariomycetes; Glomerellales; Plectosphaerellaceae. The transcript is spliced from 3 exons. The record is from RefSeq and is a predicted model, not a curated record.